This is a messenger RNA of Solanum stenotomum, 2499 nucleotides long. Its product is annotated as kinesin-like protein KIN-14U. Gene Ontology annotation, biological process: microtubule-based movement. The transcript is spliced from 10 exons. The record is from RefSeq and is a predicted model, not a curated record. Lineage: Eukaryota; Viridiplantae; Streptophyta; Magnoliopsida; Solanales; Solanaceae. Bases 242 to 2137 code for a protein of 631 amino acids. Gene Ontology annotation, molecular function: ATP binding; microtubule motor activity; microtubule binding.
AACUCAAAAGAUUUGGCCUUUUUUCUUGAGAAAGAUUGGAUUUUGAUCAUCUGCGUUAUUUUAAACUCAAAGAUUUGGUCUUUUUCUUGAUAAGUAUUGGAUUUUGAUCAUUUGGUUUUCUUUUUAAACUCAAAGAUUUGGCCUUUUUCUUGAGAAAGAUUGGAAUUUUAUCUCAAAUUUUGCAUAAAUUUCUUGAGAAAGAAGGCCAUUCUUUUAUGUAUUCUUCAAGGGCUUGAGAGCAAUGUUUAUUUCUACUGAAGAUGAAAAUAUGCCAUUGCCUUUGGAAAACGGGAAAGCUUUGGAGAAGUCUUCUCCAGUAGGAUCAAAUCCAGAUUCCAAUGAUGAUGAGCCUUCCCAAGAGAUUCCUUCAACUUUCACAGAUGUCAAUGUGGUUCAAGAAGAUGAAAAGUUUCAGCUUGAGCAGAGGAUUUUGAAUUUAGAAGGUGAAAUUGAGAGUUUGAGGCAUAAAGAGAGAUCUUUGGAUGAAAAAAGAAGAGAGGCAUUGAAUAAGAUACUAGACAUUAAAGGUUGCAUUCGGGUGUUUUCCCGAGUUAGACCAUUUUCACCAACAGAUAAACAGAGAACUCAUCAGCCGAUUUCUGUUGAAUCGGAGAAGAUUGUAGUAAGAUCUGGUGGAAGCAGGAAAGAAUUUGAAUUUGACAAGGUUUUCCCUCAGGAAUCACUCCAAGAAGAUGUUUUUGCUGAGGUUGAGCCAAUUAUCAGAUCUGCACUUGAUGGGCACAAUGUAUGUAUAUUAGCUUAUGGACAAACUGGAACUGGCAAGACAUAUACUAUGGAGGGAAUCACAGAGUCUCCAGGGAUCAUUCCUUGUGUUCUUCAGGAGCUUUUUAACCUUUCCUCUUUAGAUAGCUCAAUUUCAUUUACAUUUUCGAUUAGCAUGCUCGAAGUCUAUUUGGGCAGUAUAAGGGAUUUGCUUGCUCCAAGACCUUCCAGUCGUAAAUACACUGCAUCGAGAUGCAAUCUAAAUAUUCAAACAGAUUCAAAAGGAUCAGUUGAAAUCGAUGGUUUAACUGAGGUAGAAAUCUCUAAUUUUACUAAAGCAAAAUGGUGGUAUCAUAAGGGGAGGCGAGUUAGAUCCACAUCAUGGACGAAUGUAAAUGAAACAUCCAGCAGAUCGCAUUGCUUGACGAGGAUCAGUAUAUAUCGCUAUGGGGAUACUUUGGGAGGUAAACCAGAAGCAACCAAACUGUGGAUGGUUGAUCUUGGAGGGAGUGAGCGCCUACUUAAAACGGGAGCUACUGGACAAACUCUUGACGAGGGGAGGGCGAUAAAUCUCUCUCUUUCUGCACUAGGUGAUGUUAUUGCAGCUCUUAGAAGAAAGAAAGGCCACGUUCCUUAUAGAAAUAGCAAAUUGACACAAGUUCUCAAGGAUUCUUUAGGUGAUAAAUCAAAAGUUUUGAUGGUAGUCCAUGUUAGCCCAUACGAAGAUGAUGUUGGAGAGACAACAUGCUCCUGUACCUUUGCAAAGAGAGCAAGAGCAGCGGAAUGCAAUAGAGAGCUCUCAGAAGAAUCAAAGAAGCAAAGAGAAAAGAGGAUCGCGGAGCUUGAGGAGCAAAUGAAGGAAGCUGAAGAAGGAUGUACAGAUCUUAGUACUCAAAUACAGAAGGCUGAUUUUUUAUUGAGUGAAAACAAAAGGCUUUUCAUGAAGAAAUAUCAGCCACUUGAAGAUGAAGAACCCUUUCCUAUAACCCCAAAGGAAAACGUCCCUGAAAUCACAGUAACUCCAAGAAACUCUGAGAAGGGACUAAAAACAAAUGUCACUAGCUCGGUGCCUCGAUUCAUGAGUUCCACGGUUGCCAGUCGAAUAAGAGAGACUACAGCAGAAAAGGAAAUCCAUAGCAGACCAAAAAGUGUGAGAUCAUGGGCUAGGAGCUCUAUGCAAAUUUCUGGUUCACAAUCAAACAGCUUUGAUCGUCGUUUCAAAGCUCACCUACGGACUUCAAAUAAAAGAUCACGUUAUAGUGAAACUAAUAAUAUGGGUGGGGAUAUUAAGUAUGGUGAUGAUUCAGAUAUUAAGCCAUCUGUCUUACCACAAAGCAAGACUAUCGCGCCCUCGGAUCCAAAGCCUAGAAAACCACUAGCUCACCACAGAAGAAGGAUGUCUGAUCUGCUCUAACUAUUACAAGAGUUGAUCAAAGGUGCUUUAGCUUUUUUUUUUUCCUUUUGGGUGUUUUGACUUUUGUUUGGUGUUGCUGCUCCUACUGCCAUUGUUUUUAUUUUUCUUUCUGGUCUGGAAGUGAUUUAAGAUCAACUACGAGAGAAAUUCAUUUGGGGGUUCAUGUGUUAUAGGUGUGACAUUUCUUGGGGUAGGAUUAACUUUAUACUUUGCAAAAAGAAUGGUUUCUUUAGGCUUGUGUGUUUACAUCAAAUGUCAUGUUGUUUUGACAGUGUGAAGCAAGUGCAUGGAAAAAGCUUUUUCAAUUCAUGUUGUAACCAUACAGUUCAGAAUGUAUUAACAAAAACUGACUAUUUGAAGUU